Messenger RNA from Raphanus sativus (radish), 1302 nucleotides. Its product is annotated as putative RING-H2 finger protein ATL21A. The transcript is spliced from 2 exons. NCBI's taxonomy places the organism in Eukaryota, Viridiplantae, Streptophyta, Magnoliopsida, Brassicales, Brassicaceae. The record is from RefSeq and is a predicted model, not a curated record. Gene Ontology annotation, molecular function: polysaccharide binding. The coding region runs from base 55 to 1203 and encodes 382 amino acids.
UGCUUUUAAGUUUAAGCUCCCAACACCAAACCAACUCCUUCAAGCAAACAAAAAAUGGACUUUACAAAAAAAUUAUCAUUCUCUCUCUUGUUUCUCUCUCUCCUAAUCCCGACGACGAUCACCGCCGCAUGCACUAACGCCGUUUGUCGCCGCGGCGAUCCAAUUAUCCGUUUUCCUUUCCGUUUAAAAUCCCACCAGUUACAGUCUUGCGGUUACGACAAAGGGUUCGACCUAACGUGUGGUAGUAACGGCGUUAACCGAACAACCAUAACGCUGCCUUUCUCCGGUGACUUCACCGUCGAGAUGAUAGAUUACGCAGCUCAAGAGAUUUGGAUCAACGACCCACAUAGCUGUCUUCCUAAGCGGAUCCUAACGCUGAACCUCUCCUCCACGCCGUUUGCCGGCGUUUACGCACGUCGGUUCACGUUCUUUAACUGUCCGACGUCGGAGUACCUCCGUUUCAGGCCGUUAAAUCCAAUAACGUGUUUGAGCGAUAAAAACAACACGGUGUUUGCGACUGCUUCGCCUAGAGUGGUGAACUACCUGUUGUCUCAAUCAUGCCGGGAAAUGAAAACCGUUGAGGUCCCGGUUCGUUGGCCGUUUUAUGAGCAGGCCUUGUCGUAUUCUGAGUUGACUGAUGAUCUCUGGCUCACCUGGAGGGUUCCGAGAUGUGGUAAGUGUGAGAUUAGAGGUGGUAAGUGUGGGAUUAAGAGUAAUUCUUCUCGUGAAACCAUUUGCUCGGAUGCACAUAAACCAGCCAUUCCGAGAAAAGCCCGUUACGCGAUAGCCAUUGGUGCUGGAAUCCCAGGGACUUUGAUUCUCUUCGGCCUUUUCUGUUUCGUUUACAGCAAGAUUAACUCGUGCAUAAAAACACGUCGUCUCGUUCCACACUCAGCGAUCAACAACACGCAAACCCAUUCUUUACAAUCCAGUAUCAUGAUAACAGGCCUUGAUGGGCCGACUAUUGAGUCAUACCCCAAAAUAGUAUUGGGAGAGAGCAAAAGGCUUCCCAAAAUAGACGAUGCCACAUGUUCCAUUUGUCUAUCAGAGUACGAGCCAAAGGAAACGCUUAAGACAAUACCACCGUGCCAACAUUGUUUUCAUGCAGAUUGUAUCGAUGAGUGGUUGAAACUAAACGGGACUUGUCCAGUGUGUCGGAACUCUCUAGAGCAGAUUUUGUCAUCUGAGAGCAAUAAUCCUUAGCUAGUCGUUUUUUUUUUCUGUUUUCUUAGCAGCAUAACAUCUGGAGUUAGUUUACUGGUUCUACAUAUUAAAUGCUACAGUUUUUUUUGUUUCUCCGAA